AUUCCGUCCUGCGCGGCUGUUCUGAGGAACAGUAGUCGUGUGUCUCCGUCCGCCUUCUCUCCCACCUAAGUGCGUGCCACCGCCCCAUGGAAGAUUCGAUGGACAUGGACAUGAGCCCCCUGCGGCCCCAGAACUAUCUUUUUGGUUGUGAACUAAAGGCUGACAAAGAUUACCACUUUAAGGUGGAUAAUGAUGAAAAUGAGCACCAGUUAUCUUUAAGAACGGUCAGUUUGGGAGCUGGUGCAAAGGAUGAAUUGCACAUUGUUGAAGCAGAGGCAAUGAAUUAUGAAGGCAGUCCAAUUAAAGUCACUCUGGCAACUUUGAAAAUGUCUGUACAGCCAACGGUGUCCCUUGGGGGCUUUGAAAUAACACCACCUGUGGUCUUACGGUUGAAGUGUGGUUCCGGUCCUGUGCAUAUUAGUGGACAGCACUUAGUAGCUGUAGAGGAAGAUGCAGAGUCAGAAGAUGAAGAAGAGGAGGAUGUGAAACUUCUUAGUAUAUCUGGAAAGCGUUCUGCCCCUGGAAGUGGUAGCAAGGUUCCACAGAAAAAAGUAAAACUUGCUGCUGAUGAAGAUGAUGACGACGACGACGAUGACGACGACGAUGAUGAAGAUGAUGAUGAUGAUGAUUUUGAUGAUGAGGAAGCUGAAGAAAAGGCUCCAGUAAAGAAAUCUAUACGAGAUACUCCAGCCAAAAAUGCACAAAAAUCAAACCAGAAUGGAAAAGACUCAAAACCAUCAACACCAAGAACAAAAGGUCAAGAAUCUUUCAAAAAACAGGAAAAGACUCCCAAAACACCGAAAGGACCUAGUUCUGUAGAAGACAUUAAAGCAAAAAUGCAAGCAAGUAUAGAAAAAGGUGGUUCUCUUCCCAAAGUGGAAGCCAAGUUCAUCAAUUAUGUGAAGAAUUGCUUCCGGAUGACUGACCAAGAGGCUAUUCAAGAUCUCUGGCAGUGGAGGAAGUCUCUUUAAGAAAAUAGUUUAAACAGUUUGUUAAAAUUUUCCGUCUUCUUUCAUUUCUGUAACAGUUGAUAUCUGGCUGUCCUUUUUAUAAUGCAGAGUGAGAACUUUCCCUACCGUGUCUGAUAAAUGUUGUCCAGGUUCCAUUGCCAAGAAUGUGUUGUCCAAAAUGCCUGUUUAGUUUUUAAAGAUGGAACUCCACCCUUUGCUUGGUUUUAAGUAUGUAUGGAAUGUUAUGAUAGGACAUAGUAGUAGUGGUGGUCAGACAAAUGGAAAUGGUGGGGAGACAAAAAUAUACAUGUGAAAUAAACUCAGUAUUUUAAUAAAGUA
Canis lupus familiaris (dog) is the source of this 1289-nucleotide messenger RNA. It is a transcript of the gene NPM1, whose product is annotated as nucleophosmin 1. The record is from RefSeq and is marked validated. Gene Ontology annotation, biological process: chromatin remodeling; ribosomal small subunit export from nucleus; regulation of centrosome duplication. NCBI's taxonomy places the organism in Eukaryota, Metazoa, Chordata, Mammalia, Carnivora, Canidae. Gene Ontology annotation, cellular component: cytoplasm; nucleolus; centrosome. Gene Ontology annotation, molecular function: RNA binding; chromatin binding; histone binding.